ACCUUCCCUGCCCUGUGGGAUACAUAGAGUAGAUACAUGCGUUUCCCAGAUCGAAAUCUACCCCCUCUUCUCCACCUCUUACGGCUAACCGGCGGCACUACGGCCUCCUCCUGCAAUUUGACUCCCACUCUCACUGCCACUCUCAACUCGGAUAACCGGCUUGGCGUCACCGGUGAGCGCCGAAGGAGCGGGACUCUGCCGGGACCUGAGUGGGACCAACUGAUGGAGGAGCGAGACUUUGUCGGGACCUGGUGAGACCAGCUGUCUUGCCCCUCUUGGGGGUGACGCUAAGGGUUUCUGAUGGGAAACCCGAUGCGGUCGUCAAACGUUGCAUUGUUUUUGCUGAGACUAUGCAUUUCUGUCGUCCUUGCUCGUCUUGUUUUCUUUUCAUCAUCAGCGCCAUCAUCGCCACCAUCACCAUCGACCGAGAACUUUAGUCCAAUUGAUCCCAUUUUUGUUCCUCACCCUCACCCUCACCCUCACCCGUUUUUGGGUCUCUCAAAGGUACAUACACAGCAGCUUUCUCUGGGGCCCGGGCACCUACUCUACCAUGGCAUGGGAUCGGCCGCAGAGUACCUGUAUAGGUAUCGACAUAGCAGUACAGUAGGGGGGGAUUUCAGCCGGGAAACAACGGUGGGUCCGUAUCAAUUUCGAUUUCGAUUUGACGACUAACUAGAGUUUACUAUAUAGUACUCUGAGUCUAGAGCAGUGCGAAGGACUUCACCCGGAUGCGAGUGCUCGAGACUCAAGAGUCAACCGGAGUUUUUGUAUCACCGACGGCCGGAUGUCACAUCCUUCGGCACGGCGGUUUCGUUUUCUCGGCUGGUUGUGGUAAGGGCGGGGCGGAGGAGGAGGUUGGUUCUGGUGGUCGUGGUGGUCGUGCUGGUGGUCGUGGUGGUCGUGCUGGUGGUCGUGGUGGUCGUGCUGGUGGCGGUGG
Tricharina praecox is the source of this 937-nucleotide messenger RNA. RefSeq lists its product as uncharacterized. Lineage: Eukaryota; Fungi; Ascomycota; Pezizomycetes; Pezizales; Pyronemataceae. Bases 301 to 672 code for a protein of 123 amino acids. The record is from RefSeq and is a predicted model, not a curated record. The transcript has a single exon.